This is a messenger RNA of Striga asiatica, 640 nucleotides long. NCBI's taxonomy places the organism in Eukaryota, Viridiplantae, Streptophyta, Magnoliopsida, Lamiales, Orobanchaceae. The record is from the annotation of a GenBank genome assembly.
UACUAACUCCGUGUACCAUCACCACUAGUUAACCAAUCGAAGCCAACGAAAUCACAGUGGAAAAGAAGAAGUGCAGUGUAGGAGCUGGAGCCAAGAUGAAGUUGCUAGGAUGGUGGUUGAUGCUUGUGGGCACGCUUCGAUUGGCAUCUGUUUGGUUCGGAUUUUUCGACAUUUGGGCCCUCCGUCUCGCUGUUUUCUCCCAAACGCCCAUGACUGAAGUUCAUGGACGUACAUUUGGAGUUUGGACUCUUUUGACUUGCACCCUUUGUGUUCUUUGUGCGUUCAACCUCGGGAACAAGCCUAUAUAUCUAGCCACUUUCCUAUCAUUCGUCUAUGCUUUGGGCCAUUUUUUGACGGAGUAUCUGAUUUACCACACCAUGGCCAUUGGAAAUCUGACAACUGUCAGCAUUUUUGCAGGCACAUCCAUUGUAUGGAUGCUGUUGCAGUGGAAUUCGCAUCAACCAAUCAAGAGUAAACAAGUAUAAAGUGACAUCAAGCUUGAAAUGUUUCAUGCUGACAAGAAACUGAUAAUAUUGAUGGACAUUAUUGUCAAAUUUCGGGGUAUAUCACUCCCUUGAAAUCACCUGAAUCAGAGGUGUUACCUAAGUUUAUCAUAUUCUCUCUCUCUCUCUCUCUCUCU